Molecule: messenger RNA, 1424 nt
Organism: Setaria italica (foxtail millet)
Lineage: Eukaryota; Viridiplantae; Streptophyta; Magnoliopsida; Poales; Poaceae
Product: peroxidase 2
Exons: 2
Coding region: 53-1147 (364 amino acids)
Biological process (GO): hydrogen peroxide catabolic process; response to oxidative stress
Cellular component (GO): plant-type cell wall; plasmodesma
Molecular function (GO): heme binding; peroxidase activity
Source: RefSeq, a predicted model, not a curated record
ACCAACCAUCAACAGCAAGCUUGUAGUUGUAGCCGAUCGAUCGAGCAAAGCAAUGGCUGCUGCCAAGCUUGCCGCCCUGACCGUCGCCUUGCUCGCGUUCGCCGGGCCCGUGGCGUCCCAGCAGGACUCCGGCGGCAUCCUUUGCUUGGGCGGAUGGGUUCGUCCAAUCCCAGUUGUGGGUGGCAUGAUCUGCCCCGGAAACAUGAUCCCGAGCCCUAAAAUUGAUCCGAAGCCGAGUCCUGCCCCCACAGGGGCGGGGCUCAGGGUCGGCUACUACAACUCGUGCCCCGACGCGGAAGGUAUUGUGAGGAAGGUCGUGAGCGACGCCGUCGCCAAAGAACCUGGCAUGGGUGCCGGUCUCAUUCGGCUCUUCUUCCACGACUGUUUCGUACGGGGGUGUGAUGCUUCCGUUCUACUCGUGAACUCGAGCGGCUCCAGCGACCCGUCAGAGAUGUUCGGCCCACCAAACAGAGACAGCCUACGGGGAUUCGGCGUGAUCGACGCGGCCAAGGCGGCGCUCGAGGCGGCCUGCCCCAACGCCGUCUCGUGCGCGGACAUCAUGGCCUUCGCCGCCCGCGACGCGUCCUUCGUCCUCAGCAACGGCAGGAUCAACUUCGCCAUGCCCGGCGGCCGCCACGACGGGCGCGUGUCCCUCGCCUCCGAGACCACCGACGUCCUGCCUGGGCCCUUCACCGACCUCCAGACGAUCAAGAACAUGUUCGCCUCCAAGGGCCUCGACACCAAGGACGUGGUCACGCUCUCCGGCGCGCACACCGUCGGCCACGCCCGCUGUGGGUUCAUCUCCUCCGACCGCCCGGACAUGAACGCCACCCUCGCCAGAGAUCUCAGGAACAAGUGCAGGAGUGGCAACAACAACACUGCUGUGGUGCAGGACUACAAAACCCCUCACAUCCUGGACAGCCAGUACUACCAGAACGUGAACGACAAUGCUGUGCUGUUUCAGUCGGACGCCGCGCUGAGCUCGGGUGAAACGCAGCCUCUGGUGGAUAUCUACGCCGCCGAUUCAUCAGGGAACAGGUGGGAGACCGAGUUCGCGGCGGCGAUGGUGAAGAUGGGCAACAUCGAGGUGAAGACCAGCCCCGGCGCGGACGCCGAGAUCAGGAAGAAGUGCUCGAUUUACAACUAGCCAGUUGAGUUUAGGUGGUAGUUGGGGCGAUCGAUGCUCCUCAUAACUAAAUCCUGCUACUGCUAGGUCCUCCCCGUAUUGCAACAGUGCCAGUGUUCACUUGGCUGCCUCUCCGCCAUUUCUGUGAUGCAGUAGUAGGCUUUUGGUGAAUCAUCUUCAUCUUCUCUGGUCUCAGUUGGAACAUGCAUUGUUCCCUUUUUUUUGCUUAGUUUGGCCAAUUUUCAGUCAAGUGUCAUGGUAGCAUGUUUUAGUGUUUGAGUAAAGCAAUACUCUGUAA